AUGGUCUACACACUGACUGUCCAUCUUUAUGCCAAUGAACAUCCAGAAUCCAUACCCCGCAUCAAGGCAAAGCUCAUCGAGGCUUCUCGUGUGUAUCGCAAGGACAAAGAGACGGUCGACUGGAUUGUUAUGCAAGAUGUUCAUGACCCACGUGCGUUUACCAUUGUAGAGCGUUUUGAGAACGAGGGCAGUCAGAAAUAUCACCUUGAAAAUCCGUAUUGGAAGACUUUCGACCCCUAUGUCAUUCCCCUCCUCGAUCGGCCUAUGGACCUUCGAAGGCAUGAGGAGCUCGACACGAGCAAGGAUGUGGAAGUACCUUUGUGA
This is a messenger RNA of Amorphotheca resinae ATCC 22711, 324 nucleotides long. RefSeq lists its product as hypothetical. NCBI's taxonomy places the organism in Eukaryota, Fungi, Ascomycota, Leotiomycetes, Helotiales, Amorphothecaceae. The record is from RefSeq and is a predicted model, not a curated record. Bases 1 to 324 code for a protein of 107 amino acids. The transcript is spliced from 2 exons.